Molecule: messenger RNA, 1415 nt
Organism: Blepharisma stoltei
Lineage: Eukaryota; Ciliophora; Heterotrichea; Heterotrichida; Blepharismidae
Source: the annotation of a GenBank genome assembly
AUGGAAGAAAUCGGCGAGGUUAAGUUUCAAAAAAAAUCAGGAAUUUCCAAGCUUGGUAAAUGCAUUGUCUGGUACUCUCAAGGCAAAAUCACCUAUACAAUAGGCCCUGACUGGAUGUUUAAUCUUUGCCUACUAUCAAUCAUUAUUUCUGCAAUGAUUUUUAAUGUUUUAGUUAUGGCUCCUAUGGUAGAUCCUACUAUGCAGUUUAUAGGCUUUGGUACAAUCAAAUCAAAUAUUAGCUAUUACGUUUGACGCCCACUACUAAGUUGCUAGCUGCCACAGCUACCUUCAAAACUGCUGUGAGGUAUGGCACCAUUUUCCUCUGGCUAGCCAAAGUGCGAAUACCUCCUAUGAAGACGCCAAACUUUAGGUGGUGCUCUUCUGGAAUAGGAUAAAACGCCUUGCUUCUCUAACAUAGUUGGGAUAAUUUCAACAAGGAACCCAAACUUCAUAAAAAUGCAGGAGAUGAAUUUUGGUCAGAGACCAGAAAUUCGACCGUAUCCAUAUGCUAAUUAUAGCUUUAGUGCAAUCACCUGAGUCCUUAUGAGCUAUUUAAUGACCGCUCUGAAAAAUCCUGGGAUUGUAGUAAAUGACACACAAGAAGAAAUUGAGUUGGGGAAGGCUGAAAAUAAAAGCUUUUGCAGAGUUUGUCAUGUUAUGACUGCAAAAGGAACAGAACAUUGUGAAGAUUGUGGGCUAUGCUGUGAAGGGUAUGAUCACCAUUGCCCACUUUCAGGAAAAUGUAUAGGAAAAGGGAAUAUUAUUUGGUUUUAUUUAUUUUAGCCUCAAUAUUAUAUUUCUGCUUAUUAAACUUCGAAGAGCCGCUGUUAUUCCUAACCCCUUACGCUUCCCACACUGCUCACCAGUUCGCGUUUGACGGUAUCACGAAGGUUGCUUUCUGCCGGACAAGGGUCUGCACUAGCUACCCGGUAGUUGAGAGAGUCGUGUCACCGUACUGUACGUCAAGAGAGGCCAUGGAAUAUUCAAACGGUUGAAUUUCCUUAUCGAAUCUGUCUAAAAUGCAAACUCAAAUCCCAUAGCAUAACCCUUGGUUUCAGUCCUGAUUGGAUAAUAUAAACACCACUGGCUUUGCUGGAAGAAUUUUCAAACUCUUAAGCCCAUUUCCUCCAGGCAAAAAGCUUGGUAUCGGAGUAAAGCUUGCAGUCGGCUAACCCGCUUCACCAAGCCGAGAAAAACUAGCCGAAUACACAUUCCCGAGAACCGUUUAUCUUCCUCGAGGUCCUGUACACUCUGCAGGAUGUCAGCUGCAGGAUAUAAGAGGGUAGGUUGAUUCGCCAUACUGCUUUAUUGUAUAUUUAUUUUUAGCCUCAAUUUUAGGCUUUUUUGUAUAUUUCAUGGUCUGGGCUUUUAUGGCUGCGAAGCUUCAAUUCGAAAGAACAGCAAGAAAUAAUUAA